Molecule: messenger RNA, 1873 nt
Organism: Leptidea sinapis
Lineage: Eukaryota; Metazoa; Arthropoda; Insecta; Lepidoptera; Pieridae
Product: pyruvate kinase-like
Exons: 1
Coding region: 118-1812 (564 amino acids)
Biological process (GO): glycolytic process
Cellular component (GO): cytoplasm
Molecular function (GO): pyruvate kinase activity; magnesium ion binding; potassium ion binding
Source: RefSeq, a predicted model, not a curated record
CAGGAAAUUUCAGAUUUGUUAUUUCUUGUAUUUUUCUUAAAUGUUUUCAUUAAAUACGAGUAUUAUUCCUUUUUAUAGCACAUAUUUUUGAAAAAAAAAUCAAAUUUUGUAUAUAAUAUGUCAUUACCUUGGCAUAUUCCACUCGAAGCGUUGCCACCAAUGAAAGAAAAGGAAAAACCUCUUGAACCUUCCUUGCUAAAACAUUAUUGCACACUUAAUAUACACGAAAGUCCUUGUGACGAACUGCAAACCGGAUUUAUGUGUGAAGUUGGGUUGUAUAACAAAGAACCUUCUACAAUUCAAAGAUUAAUAGCAUCUGGAAUGACAGUAGCUCGAAUCAAAAUACGUGAUUUAGAGCCCGACGCUUAUGGGCAAUUAGUACAAAGCAUAAGAAAAGCUGUUUAUAAUUAUAGUGCCGAGUUAGAAUAUGUUUAUCCUUUGGCUCUUCUUGUUGAUGUCAGAGGCCCUGAUAUUGUUACAGGGGAUUUAAAGGAGGGUCUUCAUACAACAAUUGAAUUAACUGAAAAAGAUAAUAUUCGAUUAACAACAGAUACUAGUUGGCGAGAAAGUGGAACUGCUGAUUGCCUUUUUGUUGGUUAUGACCAUUUAACAGACCUUCAAAUUGGUGACGUUAUAUUUAUAGAUAGUUUAUCGGAAAAUAAAAUAAAACUAACCAUUGUCGAAAUUGGUGACGAUUCUCUUGAAUGUGUUGUUUCUGUUGGUGGAACUCUAGGGGCAAAAAUGGCAGUCCAUAUAUCAAGAGCCCCACAUGAAAUAGAUUUAAAGAAAACAAAUAAAAGUUUAGAAACGAUAUCAGUUAAUGGAUCCUUAGAACAACCUUUCGAACACAUUGAAGAGCAACUGGCUUGGGCUAUCGGUUCAGAUGUCGAUGGAGUUUUAGUGCCAAACGCUCAAGGUCCAAUGGAUAUUAGAUCAAUCCGUGAUAUUUUGGGUGAAAAGGGAAAACAUAUUCUUAUUUUUGCGGGAAUAGAAACUGUUUUAGGUCUCGAUAACAUCGACAAUAUAUUAAACGAAUCAGAUGGCUUAUAUGUCGAUCGAUGUACCCUUAGUACAGAUUUACCGGUUGAAAAAAUUUUUAUAGCACAGAAAAUAAUUUUAGCAAAAUGUAAUUAUGCGGGUAAGCCUUGUAUAUUUAAAGCUGUUUUAAAUGAACAAAUUCCUACAUUAUGUGUUACUGAUAUUGCCAACCUCAUUUUGGACGGGGCAGAUGUUUUGUCCUUAGAACUGCACUAUGAUUCACCUCUUAAAAAAAUUGUACCUGGCUAUGAUGGUGUUAAAAUGGCAGAACAGUGUGUCGCUGCUGCCGCAGUCAUAUGUAGACAUGCCGAAAGAAUUGUUUGGCGGCCAAAGAUUUAUGGACAAAUGAACUUAAUGCAAGGAACAUUAGAAGACCCGACUAAAGCCAUAUCUCUAAAUGCUGUUGAAUUGGCAAUGCGUUCAUCAGCAGUUGUCAUUAUUUGUCUCACAAACUCAGGCCGUACAGCAAAGUUACUUUCACACGCAAAACCUACAUGCCCGGUUGUAGCAGUCACGAGAGCUUGUCAUACUGCACGACAAUUACGAUUUUGGCGAGGUGUACGUGCAAUGCAUUACUUUGAGAUAGCAAAACCUACUUGGGUUUUAGAAGUUGAGUCGCGUAUUCAUGCUGCUCUUGAUUAUUGUAAGGCUAAGAGGAUUCUUAGAGCUGGGGAUGCAUAUGUUGUUGUGAAUGCAUCUAGACGUGGUGUUGGCUACUGUGAUGCUAUACGACUACUCUAUGCAAGUUCUCGUGACACUAUAACAGUUGAUUAAUGUAAAAUUUUUGAGAUACUAUAAAAUUUUGCAACUAAAUAAAAUAAUAUGGAUAUUGUAA